This is a messenger RNA of Calidris pugnax (ruff), 2283 nucleotides long. Its product is annotated as DEP domain-containing mTOR-interacting protein-like. The transcript has 15 exons. NCBI's taxonomy places the organism in Eukaryota, Metazoa, Chordata, Aves, Charadriiformes, Scolopacidae. The record is from RefSeq and is a predicted model, not a curated record. Gene Ontology annotation, biological process: intracellular signal transduction; negative regulation of TOR signaling. Gene Ontology annotation, molecular function: protein binding. Bases 153 to 2120 code for a protein of 655 amino acids.
CAGGCUGCCUACCUGCACCUCGCCAGCCGGGCUGGGGACCGCGCUGGGGGUCAGCAUCUUCUCCACCCGCAUCCCAUGGGGUGUGCGGGGCCUCUGGAGCUCCCUGAUGCUCCCGGGAGCAUCUCCCCACCGCCUCCUGCAUCCAGCCCGGCAUGGAGAGCCUGAGCAACAGCCUGAAGAAGAAAGCCACGGAGCAGCACUACAGGGCAGAGGUGAUGAUUGCUGGAGAGCAACUGAGGCUUCGCCUCCACGAUGGGAAGCUCAUUAAGGACCGACGUUACCACCUCCGAACCUACCCAAACUGCUUCGUGGCCAAGGAGCUCACGGACUGGUUGAUUGACCACAAAGAAGCACCGGACCGAGAGACGGGCAUCCGCCUCAUGCAGAAGCUGAUGGACCACUACAUCAUCCAUCACGUCUGUGACGAGCACUCGGACUACAAGGAUGCCAAGCUGCUCUACCGCUUCCGCAAGGACGACGGGACCUUCCCCCUCACCAAGGACGUGAAGGUGUUCAUGAGAGGGCAGAGCCUUUACGAGAAGCUGGUGAGCGUGGAAGAGUCAAUUCUGAAGGUGAGAGAGGAGAACUCGGUGAAGUACCAGAGGACUUUCCUGGGCUGCGAGAUGAUCGACUGGCUGGUUCAGGAGGGAGAAGCAGAGAACCGAAAGGAAGCGGUGGAGCUGGGCCGGGCGCUGCUGGAACAUGGGAUCAUUCAGCAUGUCUCCAAUAGGCAUCACUUCUUUGACAGUGAUGUCCUCUACCAAUUCUGGAUCAACUUUCGCCGGAGGCGUCGUCUCACAGAGUUACUCAAUGAAAACUCUUCUCGUGCCCUGUCCGAGAGCCCAGACAGCCCCUUUUGCCUUCGAAAGCUCAACCCGGACCCCGGCAACACCAGCUUUCUCUCAGUCCAGACCAACAAGGAGAUCAAAAUUGUCUCAGCAGUUCGAAGGAGCAGCAUCACUUCUCUCACUGGAAACUCCAACCCCUACUUCAGCCCUGCUCCUACCUUGGUGUUCCCUCCUGUGGCCGAGUGCAACCCCAAAUCAGUGUUAAAGAGACCCGUCACCAAUGAAGAGCUCCUGUCCCCUGGGGCCCCCUACAUCAAGAAAACACUAACUAUUGUGGGGGAUGCGGUGGGCUGGGGGUUUGUGGUCCGAGGAGGAAGACCUUGCCACAUCCAGGCAGUGGACCCAGGAGGACCUGCUGCUGCUGCAGGGAUGAAGCUGCUCUACCGCUUCCGCAAGGACGACGGGACCUUCCCCCUCACCAAGGACGUGAAGGUGUUCAUGAGAGGGCAGAGCCUUUACGAGAAGCUGGUGAGCGUGGAAGAGUCAAUUCUGAAGGUGAGAGAGGAGAACUCGGUGAAGUACCAGAGGACUUUCCUGGGCUGCGAGAUGAUCGACUGGCUGGUUCAGGAGGGAGAAGCAGAGAACCGAAAGGAAGCGGUGGAGCUGGGCCGGGCGCUGCUGGAACAUGGGAUCAUUCAGCAUGUCUCCAAUAGGCAUCACUUCUUUGACAGUGAUGUCCUCUACCAAUUCUGGAUCAACUUUCGCCGGAGGCGUCGUCUCACAGAGUUACUCAAUGAAAACUCUUCUCGUGCCCUGUCCGAGAGCCCAGACAGCCCCUUUUGCCUUCGAAAGCUCAACCCGGACCCCGGCAACACCAGCUUUCUCUCAGUCCAGACCAACAAGGAGAUCAAAAUUGUCUCAGCAGUUCGAAGGAGCAGCAUCACUUCUCUCACUGGAAACUCCAACCCCUACUUCAGCCCUGCUCCUACCUUGGUGUUCCCUCCUGUGGCCGAGUGCAACCCCAAAUCAGUGUUAAAGAGACCCGUCACCAAUGAAGAGCUCCUGUCCCCUGGGGCCCCCUACAUCAAGAAAACACUAACUAUUGUGGGGGAUGCGGUGGGCUGGGGGUUUGUGGUCCGAGGAGGAAGACCUUGCCACAUCCAGGCAGUGGACCCAGGAGGACCUGCUGCUGCUGCAGGGAUGAAGGUCUGCCAGUUUGUUUUCUCAGUGAAUGGAAUGUACGUUUUGCACCUGGACUAUCAGACCAUCAGCAGCCUCAUCAUGACAGGACCACGGACUCUCGUGAUGGAGGUCAUGGAAGCCAUUGAAUGAGUGAAGGCAUCUUGUCCCACCGCUCUUUGGAAAGGCAGGAGGCUCCACUAAGCAAGGAUGGACUGUGGGGAGGAGGGACCAAGCUGUACCAUUCACUGUGAAAUGUUAGCCAGGCAUUUUAAUAUAUUUUCCAAUAAAUGCACUCUAAGGGACAAGUCUCACA